Messenger RNA from Alternaria alternata, 2329 nucleotides. RefSeq lists its product as hypothetical. Lineage: Eukaryota; Fungi; Ascomycota; Dothideomycetes; Pleosporales; Pleosporaceae. The record is from RefSeq and is a predicted model, not a curated record. Bases 143 to 1930 code for a protein of 595 amino acids. The transcript has a single exon.
ACCAAGCCUCCCAAGAGCACUGCCUCUCACCUGAGACCUUUCUCAUCCCGCUCCAUAUCUGGCGCAUCGAUACGUACGCACACUCAUCGGAACCCAAAGACGCCUCAUCUUUACUGGAGAGGAGAAAACUAUCCUAGAAGUCAUGGCGUCAUACUUCGAUCUCCCGCCGUCCCAGAAGGCCGCGCCAGCUGCGAGUCUAGAUCAAAUACCCCAGGACCAGCGCAAACAAUUGGGUCGCAUGAACAGCUUAAUGUCCCCUGCAGUCACACAGAUAUUGGAAGGAUUAGGCGACGACCACUCAGACAGCGAUAGCAGCGAAGGAGACAUAUCUGAACAAGAAGAGCAACGUUCCACUCAACAUACCAAGAAAUCACUCGAGCCUCAGCGGCUGAGCCAAGAUAAACAAAAGCAUAUCGCUGGCCAGAACCCUCGACCUUCAUCAUUGUCACCAAGCAGAAGUUCUCUGAAAUCGGGUACCGGCAAAAGUUCAAUUCACUCUAAAACUUCUUCGGCACGUGGGAGCGGAGAAAACUCCGCAAAGCCCAGACAAAAACAGCCUCACAUGGCGCGAUUCCACUCUCUUCGCAGCAUGCUUUUCCAACAAAGAAUUGAAGACCAAAUGAAGACUGUCACACAAGAAGACUGUCAGAAUGAACAAAACGCGGCAGACAAGUGGCAUAAGCAACACGAAGAACGCCAGAUGCACCGCACGGGGACACCCGAGAAGGACUCAUCAGGGAAGAGUGGAAUUGGAAGCAGACUGAGAAUGACGGUAAGAAGGAUGACAACAAAAGAUGCGGGGAAUAUGGAGAAGAUCAGGGAAGAUGGCGCACCAGUCGAAUUCAAUGAUCGGGCAUCAACGGCCUCUUCAGACGUGGAAGGAGAACAAAGGAAUCCAUAUGAGAGUGAUGGAGAGAGCAUCGAUCAUUCUGACGUGGAAGAAUUGGUACGUUGGGUCAGUCGACGGGAUCCACCCAGUGACGGUGAAAGACGAAAAGACAACAGUGUGGUGGAGGCCAAAGAGGAUAGUGGCCACGAGAGCCUUGGGCCGUCGGAUGUUGAUGAACUUGUUCGUUUCGCCAGCAGAAAAUCUGACGCCAAAGAGACUCGCUCAAUCAACGACGGACAUUCGGGGUAUAGCGAUGCGUCCACUGAGUCUGACAGCGAACUCAGAGAAGUAUCUUCAGAUGAAGAAGAGGACGCAGAUGACCUCGUACGCUGGAUAUCGCAUCGCGACGGACCUAAAGCAGGCCCAGUGCGUAGGAACUUGCAACGAGCGGAACUGGACUCUGAUGUAGGAGAGCACUACGAGUCUGACGUACCAGAACUAGGUCGCUGGUUCAAGCGCCACGACGGCACUAGCGGCGAGUCUGCAGCAUCUACGCCUGUCAAGGAGACUUUUGACGAUUUUGACGAAGAGGAGCAGCGUGGUCGCCCAAGAAGCCGCGAGGAAAUUGAACCAAUCAAGGAAAAGAGGCAUAUUACAGACGACGACGUCGACGAACUUGUCCGCUGGGUGAGCAGGAAAGAUUCCAAACAGCAAGAAUCACCCGUGCUAGAAGGCGAUAAUCCAAUUGGCCGUCUAAAGCGGGAAGAGGAAGAGAAGCAGCAACAAAUCGGCAUGAGUGUCGAUGAUGGUAGUCUCUCCCAAGCUGAUCUACCGGAUGUUGUCGAACAUGCGCGAAAGACGAGUGGUGGUCCCACUAAUUCUCCACCAACAGGCCCGUUUGCAGUCGAAACCGGCGAUUUGCGAGUACUAAGGGACGAAAAGACAAAAGCGGUUACCCCAGACCGUGACUCCCAGCGCGAUCUAGACGGGCAGAGAGAAAGUCUAGACGAGAAGAAACAAGAGCUAGGCAUGAGUCAUGAUGAUGAGAGUCUGAGCCACAGCGAUGUGCAAGACCUAAUCGCACACGUAAAGAAGAUCUGAGAGAUGUUGCUUGAGAUUUAGGGAGGGAUCCCCACGAGAACUUCAUCAAAAACCCGUCUCCUUAGCUCAAUUGGGAGAGCGCCAGACUGAAGUCUCAGUCACUAAAUCUGGAGGUAUCGUGUUCGAUCCACGAAGGGGACAACGUGCCUGAGUCAAUUCUCAGGAUUCUUCGAACUUUCUUUUUGCACAAACUGCGGCUCAGAGGUAUGGCAGUCGGAUUGUAUUUAUCGUAUCGUGCGGGAUCCGUGGAGACACGCGGAAGCUAAGCGAUGUGGGUGUGUGGAUCUGGGUAGAAUACGAGAAGAUCUAGACUGUGGCUGGGGUUCACUGUAGCAUCAUGUACUUAGCUUGUAGCACAGUUUUUGAUACCAACUAAUAAGUAUGCCAAGCGAGUGAAAA